UACUGGAGACUUUUAACAGAGAAAGUAGAAGGCUGUUGGCAUGCUUGGAAACAGCUGAUGUAUUUUUUUGAACUCAGGGCGCCUUUCUUAACACGGGGCUACUAUACUUCAUGCAAGGGCCUAACAUAUGAUGAUAAAGACUCAAAGUAUCGGUUGAUUUUGGUUGAAUCACGAAUUCAUCGAUUGGCGCGUUAUUACAAAAUCAAGCGUCAGUUGCCGGCAACGUGGAAGUACGAGUCAUCCACUGCAUCUGCGCUUGUCUCCUAA
Gongylonema pulchrum is the source of this 267-nucleotide messenger RNA. NCBI's taxonomy places the organism in Eukaryota, Metazoa, Nematoda, Chromadorea, Rhabditida, Gongylonematidae. The record is from the annotation of a GenBank genome assembly.